Molecule: messenger RNA, 303 nt
Organism: Acanthoscelides obtectus
Lineage: Eukaryota; Metazoa; Arthropoda; Insecta; Coleoptera; Chrysomelidae
Source: the annotation of a GenBank genome assembly
AUGAAGAUAUGUCUACGCUAUCUCGGUGACCCUGGAUAUCAACAAGGUAUUGGUCAGGAACUUGGUGUUAGUCAAGCAACGGUGUCUCGGACUGUGGAAAGAGUUGUGAACAGCAUGAUUGCACAGUCGAACGAAUGGAUCAAGUUUCCAACUACCAACCAUGAACUGAUGGAGGCUAAGCGGAUAUGGCAAAGCAUGUAUAAAUUUCCGACAGCAAUUGUUGCAAUUGAUUGUACACGUAUAGGUAUCCUAAAACCAAAUCGCCGUGGAGAUGAGUAUAUCAACCGAAAAGGGAAACUUUAA